AUGGGCGGUCGUUCAUCUACGGAUCUCGAAGCGUCUGACGCUCAGGAGAUGGGCUACGCAGCACAUCGAGCCCAGAUGGAGAAGAAGAGUAUGUGGCAGUCGUUGCGAGAGAAUCCUAAGGUCCUCUUCAUCGCCUUCUUUGCCUCGUUUGGUGGGUUUGAAUAUGGCUACCAGCAAGGUGUCCUAGGACAGUCCCUCGUGAUGACUCGCUUCACGGAGAACUUCCCCUCAGUUGUACAAUCGUCCACAGCUACCGGAUGGCUCACCUCUGUGUUGCAGCUGGGAGGGAUCGUCGGAUCAUUGUUGGCAGGUGUGUUGGGUGAAAUAUUCUCGAGAAAAUACACCAUGUUCGCCGCAUGCUGCUGGGUCAUCCUGGGCAGCUACCUCUAUGUUGGCGCAACCGCGGGUUCGGCUUCUCUUCUCUACGCAGGACGAUUCUUCACCGGCCUGGGAGUCGGUCUCUUCAGUGGUGUGGGUCCCUUGUAUAAUGCCGAACUCGCAGCCCCAGAGAUGCGAGGCUUGCUGGUAUCGUUCUACCAGUUCGCGACUAUUCUCGGGAUCAUGAUUUCCUUCUGGGUUGGCUACGGAAGCAACUACAUUGGAGGCACCGGCGAAACUCAGUCCGAUCUCGCGUGGCGCUUGCCAUCGAUUAUCCAGGGUAUUCCGGCUAUCGCUCUGGCCUGUGGCAUCUGGUUCAUGCCCUUUUCCCCGCGCUGGCUGGUUAAGGUCGGAAGGGACGAAGAGGCCCUGACCACGCUGGCGUGGAUGAGGAAGCUCCCAGCGGACCAUAAUCUGGUGCAGGUGGAAUACCUGGAGAUCAAAGCCGAGGCUCUGUUCGAGAAGAGAGCGUUCCCAAAUACCGCGGAGAAGAGUGUGUGGAAGAACCAGAUCGCCCAGUACGCCAAUUGCUUCCGGACCAUGGACAACUUCAAGCGCGUUGCCACUGCAUGGUUGAUCAUGUUCUUCCAGCAAUGGAGUGGUAUUGAUGCCAUCAUCUACUACGCGUCCAAUAUCUUUGUGAGCCUUGGAUUGACCGGAGGCACCAUCGCCCUCCUGGCCACUGGUGUCACCGGCGUUGUAUUUUUGGUCAGCACUGUGCCAGCUAUGUUGAUCAUCGACCGGGUGGGUCGCAAACCGAUGCUUUUGAUCGGCUCGGUGGUCAUGUUUCUGAGCAUGGUGAUUGUCGGCGUGAUUGUCGCCAAAUUCCAGCACGACUGGCCUGGACAUGUGGCGGCUGGAUGGACUGCAGUUGCCUUGAUCUGGCUCUACAUUGCCGGUUUCGGAGCGACCUGGGGUCCUGUCUCGUGGACUCUCAUCUCCGAAAUUUUUCCUUUGUCAAUCCGUGCCAAAGGCGCCUCCAUUGGAGCCUCGAGCAACUGGCUCAGCAACUUCGCUAUUGCUUUCUUUGUGCCUCCUAUGCUUCAGUCGUGGGAAUGGGGCACAUAUAUCUUCUUCGCCGUCUUUCUACUUGUCGGCAUCAUCUGGGUGUACUUCUUCCUCCCCGAGACCAAGAAUGUGUCUCUCGAGGAGAUGGACCGGGUGUUCAACAGCCACACGGGUGAGCGCGACGCAGAGAUGCUGCAGCAGGCACAGCGAGAUGUGGGCUUGACGGCGUUGUUAGCCAUGACAGAGGCGCACAAUGGGCUCAAGAAAGAGAUGACGCUCGAGGAGAAGUUUGUCGAGAGGGUCUAA
Messenger RNA from Aspergillus clavatus NRRL 1, 1692 nucleotides. Its product is annotated as sugar porter family MFS transporter. The record is from RefSeq and is a predicted model, not a curated record. Gene Ontology annotation, biological process: carbohydrate transport; transmembrane transport. The transcript has 5 exons. Gene Ontology annotation, molecular function: carbohydrate:proton symporter activity. Gene Ontology annotation, cellular component: membrane. NCBI's taxonomy places the organism in Eukaryota, Fungi, Ascomycota, Eurotiomycetes, Eurotiales, Aspergillaceae. Bases 1 to 1692 code for a protein of 563 amino acids.